Messenger RNA from Eriocheir sinensis (Chinese mitten crab), 2429 nucleotides. RefSeq lists its product as uncharacterized. Bases 357 to 2366 code for a protein of 669 amino acids. Lineage: Eukaryota; Metazoa; Arthropoda; Malacostraca; Decapoda; Varunidae. The transcript is spliced from 7 exons. The record is from RefSeq and is a predicted model, not a curated record.
UUAAUGAAGUAAAGGAUAGUACCAAUGUUUUAAAGCAUUCAAAAAUUUCUCACCCCAAGCCUAGUGAAAUUUCCAAAACAUUUGAGUCUGUGGAAAAACUACAAGGAGAGCAUUGUCAAGAAAUACAUGACCAAUUUAAAAAUGUUCAGCACCAUAAUCAUGACUCCCUCUUGCACCUGGACUGUGUUGAAGAGAACUGCACAGAGAAAGCAAAGAGGUGUAAGCCUGAUGAGGGGGGGAAGCUCCGAGGCAUUUGUGGUGCUGUCUUAAGUUCUCGGUUGGAGUCUCCUUCACCACAGUCACAGCCUUCAAACUCCUUAGAUACUGCAGCAGCACUUUCUCUUCUGCCAAAGGAGAUGACGCAUGACUGUAGCUCUGAAAUCACUGGAGCAGCAUCUUCCCCUGUGCAUGGACUGUGUUCAGGGCCGGAGAGUUAUACAGGUAUCCUCUGCAGUAAUGGAUUUCUUGUAAAACAUAAUAAAGCUAUAAUUGAAUUAGAAAAAGGACAGAACCCCACCACUAAUCAUGUUACUACCCCAAAAUUGUAUGCUUCUGAUCAGCCUUUUUUGAUGAAUAAUAAUUGUUCAAAUGUUCAGGCUAACAUUUCUCAGUCCAAGGAAGUUUGUUUCUCAAAGAAUGAUGAAAAAUUACUAUCUGUCGUCAGUCUCCAGAAGCAAGUGAAAGAUGAUUUAAUGAGUGCUGAAGAGAGUAGACACAAGCAAGAAAUUGAUCCCACCAACCCAGCGCUGCCAGAAAUGAGGAAAAGCUCCGUUAGUGCUUCACCAUGUCCCAAGGUGUUGGCAAAAAGAAUGAUUAGUAACAUAAAGUAUUGCAUGUUAAAAAUAAAUUCAUCAUCAGGGUCAGGUCUCCUGGAUUUUAAUAAAAAGUAUGAAUAUUUACCAAUACUUCAGGCAUCAGUGGAGACCUUUUUCAUGUCACAAAAUAACCCAAAGCAGUCUGGGACUCGGAAGUCUUUGUUCUCUAAAAUGAUAUCACAUGGCUGUGGAAAAGUAGUUAUGGAAAAAAUCAUCAUGAAAAUGAGACUCCAGCUUAUAAUAGAUGCCAACCUGGUGAAUUAUGCAGGUGAGCACCCUAUGUCUAGCAGCAUGGAGACUUUUGCAUUAUUUAUUGAUGGCCAGGUGGCCUCACCCUCUGAUCUGCCAGAGGCUCUACAUAACCCUGGGGCUAGUGUGCUAGCAAAUGGCCUCUCACCUCAGUGUGUAAAAUCACCAAUUGCCCAGCAAGUGUCUGAACUACAUUGUCCAUACAAGACCAGUAAGAUGAAAACCUUUUAUGGAGCUUCAUGCAGAAUAAUGGUCAGUUCAGGUAUAUAUAAUCACAGUCCUGCAGAUCAAGGAGUGCCCAUGAGCUCCUCUCCUGAAGAUUGCUCUUCACCUCUAGAAGCUGGACAUCAGCAACACUGUUCUCCUGUUUCUUUGAAGAAAGAUCCAAUUCAGGAAAACAUUUCGUCAACAUCUUUCAGCUCUUCACUUCGGGAAGACCACAUUAGCAAGAUACCAAAGACCACUGACAGAACCAUGUUUGUACCUAAUGAGUUUUAUCAGCCCUGUUGGGAGGACUUUCCUUACCAACACUCAUUGGAUGGACACCAAAAAUCCAAGUUCAUCCACCUCUUCCAGGGGAAGCAACAGGAUGUCAUCAAAUUAAAGUGUUUACUGGUGACCCGCAAGGAGUCCUAUGCUACCUUGAGAGACAUUGAGUUGUAUGGAGGUCAUGUGUUCGUCCAUUUCACCAAGUUGGACCAACUGCUUGCCUUCCCUCAGUUACCCAAGUUGUGUGCCUCACCCAGCAUAAGGUUUGGUGUCUAUGGUUCUCUGUCUAACGUGCUAGAGGGUAAAGUAAGAGUGGUUCUGACUGAUAUGCGGACGUUACUGCUGCUGCACCAUGCCGCCCUUCUGGACCCCAACACAGGUGAUGUUCUCAAGGCAGUGAUGAGGAGCGCCCGCCACCACACAACAUUGGUUCCCGCCAACACGCUACGAAUGUGUGCAAGCCUACUUCUUCAAAGACCAAGGACGCCUACUGAAGAAAAGUACAGACAAGUUUUGAAACAAAAUCUUACCCUUGUCAUGAAGUGUGUUGAGGCUGGUGCUGGACACAUCUUGGGGGGAAAUCAAGAGAGUGUCUGUGCCAAUCUGUCCCCUGCGUCUCCCCCUUCUGAGUACCUGAUGUGUCUCAGGUUUGUUCACCGCUGCCUCAACUUUGCUCACCGCUAUACAGCAGUCCUUAUUGGAGAAGGAUUAGAGGAGACCUGCUCCCACCAACUAUCAUUAUACCGGCUGUCUGCUGCGAGGGAAGUGCUGCAAGACUUUUCCAUGGAGGCUCCUUGUGCAAGAAACGGCUGAUUUCAAAUCAGAGUGUGGAACAAAGGUGACAAAGAUGUAUGCAUUGCACUUGGUUCCAAUAUA